Molecule: messenger RNA, 1261 nt
Organism: Halichondria panicea
Lineage: Eukaryota; Metazoa; Porifera; Demospongiae; Suberitida; Halichondriidae
Product: GMP reductase 2-like
Exons: 8
Coding region: 99-1136 (345 amino acids)
Biological process (GO): nucleotide metabolic process
Cellular component (GO): GMP reductase complex
Molecular function (GO): GMP reductase activity
Source: RefSeq, a predicted model, not a curated record
UAACUGAGACGAUCAAUAGACUAGAGAUCUACUAUAAUCACUUUACGAUCACAGUAUACAUGUAGUACACCUUUAAAUUUUAUUACUGAGCGCGCAGGAUGCCUCGUUUGGAUUCAGACAUCAAAUUGGAUUUCAAGGAUGUCCUAUUCCGACCAAAGAGAAGCACCCUUAGGAGUAGAGCUGAUGUGGACCUAUGCCGUGAAUUUGUGUUCCGAAAUUCAAAGCAGCAUUAUAAUGGUGUUCCAGUGAUGGCCUCCAACAUGGACACAGUAGGCACUUUUGAAAUGGCUCUUGCCCUUGGGCAGUUUGAUGUUUUCACCUGCAUCCACAAGCACUACUCUCCUGAAGAAUGGGCCAAAUUUGCUGAUGAAAAUCCAACUAUUUUGAAGAAUGUAGCUGUGAGUAGUGGCAGUGGGGAUGUCGACUAUACGAAACUGAGCGCGAUUAUUAAGGCUGUUCCUUCCGUCCAGUACAUCUGUCUAGAUGUCGCUAAUGGAUACUCGGAGCACUUCGUAGACUUUGUGCGGAGAACACGCAAGGAUUUUCCCAACCACACGAUCAUUGCUGGUAAUGUAGUGACUGGAGAAAUGGUGGAGGAGCUUAUCCUUAGUGGAGCUGAUAUCAUCAAAGUGGGAAUAGGACCUGGUUCAGUGUGCACUACCAGAAAAAAGACUGGAGUUGGUUAUCCCCAAUUGAGUGCAGUCAUAGAGUGUGCUGAUGCUGCACAUGGUCUCGGUGGACAUAUCAUUUCCGAUGGGGGUUGUACUUGUCCUGGAGAUGUCUCUAAAGCAUUUGGUGCUGGGGCCGACUUUGUGAUGUUGGGCGGUAUGUUUGCUGGCCAUGAUCAAAGUGGGGGAGAGAUAGUUGAAAAAGAUGGUAAGAAAUUCAAGACAUUUUAUGGAAUGAGCUCAUCCACUGCCAUGAAGAAGUACCACGGUGGAGUCAAAGAAUAUCGUGCAUCUGAGGGCAAAACAGUGGAGGUGGAAUAUCGUGGAGACGUUAAUAGCACCAUACAGGACAUCCUGGGUGGUGUGAGAUCUACUUGUACUUACGUCGGUGCCCAGAAACUCAAAGAGCUCAGUCGAAGGACCACCUUUAUUCGUGUUACUCAGCAGAUUAACCAAAUAUUUAAUUAAGUAGGUGUAUGCAACAUGAUAUAAAUUCUAACUAUUUGAAAAUGUAUGUAUGAUUAUUAUUAUUGUCCAUAGGUGCAGUGGAUGAUCACAGUUUGCAUAAAUUAAUGUGUUCGUCUGAGGAUAAA